Homarus americanus (American lobster) is the source of this 1861-nucleotide messenger RNA. RefSeq lists its product as uncharacterized. NCBI's taxonomy places the organism in Eukaryota, Metazoa, Arthropoda, Malacostraca, Decapoda, Nephropidae. Gene Ontology annotation, molecular function: protein binding. The record is from RefSeq and is a predicted model, not a curated record. Bases 238 to 1461 code for a protein of 407 amino acids. The transcript is spliced from 10 exons.
UAAUGUUGUUAGGGAGAACUAGGGUCUGGGGUAUAUGAAUUAGAGUUGUAUGGUUAAUAUGCGAAUAAUUUUGAUUAGUGUUGAAAUGUGUACCAGCUGACAGUUUUAGUGGUCAAGACGGGUUGGGACCAGAACAAACAGUGGUCAAAGAAGAUUGUGGUUAGUGUGGUAGUGAUUACAGUGAACAGUAGCCUGGUCGAAUCGUAUCAGAAAGGAGUGUUCUUAGUUACCUACAGUAUGUCAUCAGGUCAUCUCAACAUGUCACAGCGGCCAAGUUCAGGAGUAUCGGAGGUGGGUAGUGGUAGAGGGUCGUCUCCUCCAAACUUAGUGCUGCCCCAGCUGCCCUCCCAGGCCUGUUCCUCAUCCUCCACCAGGACUUCACCCUCUAGGACAUCUGUACACGGCACGUCUCCCCACGGCAAGAGGAGGAUCUCCACCUCGUCCUCCGUGGCCUCCGGUACCUCCUUGGCCUCCCUCCUGGUUAAGCUCCACCAACCUGCAUCAUCCAGCCUCUCCUUGGAGGGUAAACUCAAGAUAAGGACUACCAUAGAUUGUGGCAGUGACGUUCUCUUCUGUAAGUUCUCGCCAGAUGGCUCCAUGGUGGGUGUCGCUCUCAGGUCAGGUCAGGUCAAGUUCUUCACUCUGGCGGGGGCACUAUCCUACACGCUACAGUUACCGGGUGAGCUGGUCAAGACGACCCGGGUGACGGCCCCAGCUACCUCCCUCCUCUGGCUGCCUGGGGACCAGUCCGAAGCUCUCCUCACCACCUAUUCUGACGGACGUUUGGUGACGUGGCGUGGGCGUAGCGUGGGUGUGGUGCAGGCUGAAGGUGGUGUAGACGUGCGGGCGGCGGUGGUAGGGGGCCUAGACAAUCAGGUAGUGACAUUUACUAGGGGUCAGGUCACAGUAAGAGACGCCAAUACCCUGGGCCCCGUUGCUACUAUGGACCAAGGCGUGGGUGGUCAUCUAUUAUCCCGUGGGUCGCUGUGGGCGGUGAGUGGACGUGGGCGUGAACUAGUUGGCGGGGGAGGCGGCUUGACGUGGUGGGACGCCCGCACUGGUAGCGUCACCCGUAGUAUAAGUGGUGUUCCGGUGCGCGGGCCAGCCUUAGCUUGGCACCCACAUUCAAACAGGGUGGUGUCGGGCAGCUGGGGAGGUGGAGCUGACAGUGUCAAGGUGUGGGAGGCGUCAACGGGCAGACUCACUCAUCUCCUCCACUCGGACGCUGUGAACACUUCCGUGUACAGCACAGUGUGGGCGGGGAAGGAGGUGGUGGCGGUGGGUGGCGCCGACCCCAACCUACUCCGACUCACUACCUUGGAUAAUACGACGGUGGGCGUACUGCGUGGGGUCCGCAACACAGUCUGGGCUCUGGAUGCUUUACUGGGUCGGGGACAUCAAGGAACACGCCUGGCUCUGGCCUCUGCAUCAACGCUCUACAUUCUGGACGUUUUAAAAUGAAGGUUUAAGCCUUACCGUCAAGGUUUCGGAUCCAUGAAAAAGCUCAGGCAGGUCCCUAACACUUCAAGACCUCGAACCCAGAACCUCCUCGUAUGGCCAUUGCAGUAAAGAUCGAAAUUACAUUGUAGAGUUCGAACCUACAAUAAACCAACAGAACUUAGCGAUGGAGGAUUUUGCUAAAGAAUCCAUCUGACUGACCCUGGUUUCCAUUAUGAAAAGAAUUAAACUCAUGGCUUCGUCUGACCUCUGUUUACAUACAUCAUGGAACAACUAUUAGGAAGGUUAGGUCUACCAAUGUACCGCAUACGUCAAGAUAUGUUUAUCCUCUUAAGUCGAGAUGGUGUUGGGGAAAAUGUGUAAUGAUAUCUCCUGGAUGGAAAUAAAUAAAUAACAUGUUUAA